UGCGCGCUACCGACGUCCUCCCAGUGAAGCGCGUGCUCCCGGACCCAGUGCAACUGCCUAUUUGUGUUGUGUGUUCGAGUGAGAGAGAGGUCCGUGACAGAGCGACAGACUGCGAGUGGAGCUGUGGGGAAAGAAACUAAAUUAAAUAAUUUUCUCAAUGACUAGAGAUGCAAUAUGUCCAUUCCGGCUUCUACAUCUGCCUUGAACAACACCAUAAAUUAGGGUACUAGACUCAAGAAGAAACCGUCUAAAUUCAAAGUUUGGACUAUCACAUACCUCAGUUUCCAUCAGUCACUUCCAGGAAAGCCUGAGAAAGUCUGCUGUCAAGCUCGCCGUCUUUGCAACGGAAACUUGAAGUUUAUUUCCCUUCAAAAAUAGGUGAUCUCUGCGAGCCCUCCCUACCUGGCCCGGUCUCUGCCCCCCUCUCAUUCCACCUCAGGCCUCCUGCAGGACUGCAGUCAUGGCUCUCUCCUCCCCUCCUCUUCUGCUCCUCCUCGUGGUGCUCCUCUCCGCCCUGCCUCCCCUCUGCUCUCCGGAGUCCCAGCCCGGGACUGAGGCCUUCUACCCCAGCUUCCUGCCCUCCGUCUAUCCCACGUCCUACUCCAACCUGUCCGAUGGGACCCCUGACAAGUGCCUAACGGUGGUCCAGUGCAGGAAGGGCAUCCUGCUCCCUGUGUGGGAGCCCGUCAACCCCGGCCUGGGGGACAAGAUCGCACGCGCUGUUGUCUACUUUGUGUCCCUCAUGUACAUUUUCCUGGGCGUGUCCAUUAUCGCUGACCGCUUCAUGGCUUCCAUUGAGGUCAUUACUUCACAGGAGAAGGAGGUGACCAUCACCAUGCCGAAUGGGGAGACAUCUGUGGCUACGGUGCGCAUCUGGAACGAGACGGUCUCCAACCUCACGCUCAUGGCCCUGGGCUCCUCUGCCCCUGAAAUCCUGCUGUCUGUCAUCGAGGUGUGUGGGCAUGGUUUUGUGUCUGGGGAGCUGGGCCCUGGCACCAUUGUUGGCAGUGCGGCCUUCAACAUGUUUGUGAUCAUCGCCAUCUGCGUGUGGGUCAUCCCAGAAGGGGAAUCGCGGAAGAUCAAGCACCUGCGUGUGUUCUUCGUCACCGCUUUCUGGAGCAUCUUUGCCUACAUCUGGCUGUACCUUAUCCUGUCCGUCAUCACGCCAGGAGUGGUGGAGGUUUGGGAGGCCGUGGUCACUCUCCUCUACUUCCCUGUGUGUGUGAUCCUUGCCUGGAUCGCCGACCGCCGUCUCCUCUUUUACAAGUACAUGUCCAAGCGUUACCGGGCCGACAAGCGGCAUGGCAUUGUGGUGGAGACGGAGGGAGAGAUGACCCCAAAGGGCAUGGAGGGCAUGAUCAUGGACGGCAAGUUCCCCCAUCAUGGGGGGGCAGUGGGGCCGGCAGAAAACACCCAGGAGGGCAUCAACAACACCACAGGCACCGGCACCACCCUGCCCAACUCCAACAGCACCACCGUCACCGUGGAGAACACCAAGGAGCUAGACGAGAGUCGCAAAGAGGUCAUCCGCAUCCUGAAGGACCUGAAGCAGAAGUACCCAGACAAGGAGCUGGACCAGCUGGUGGAGCUGGCCAACUACUAUGCUCUGUUGCACCAACAGAAGAGUCGUGCGUUUUACCGUGUUCAGGCCACACGCAUGAUGAUUGGCGCUGGCAACGUGCUGAAGAAGCAUGCCGCCGACCACGCCAAGCGAACGGCCAUUGCGGAGGAGGGCGAGGACACAGGUGAGGAGGAUGACCUGGCCAUCUGCAGCCGCCUGGCUUUCGAGAGUGCCCACUACCAGUGCAUGGAGAACUGUGGCGUACUGAAGCUGGCCGUGGUGUGCCAGGGUGGCGCCGGGGAGAGCACCUUCUAUGUGGACUACCGCACUGAGGACGGCUCGGCCAACGCUGGCUCUGACUACGAAUACGGCGAGGGCACAGUGGUGUUCAAGCCUGGAGACACCCGGAAGGAGAUCCAGGUUGGCAUCAUUGACGACGACAUCUUUGAGGAGGACGAGCACUUCUUUGUCCGCCUGCUGAACCUGCGGGUGGGGGAUGCAGAGGGCAUGUUUGAGAGUGACGAGGUCGGCGCAGCUCCAAAGGGACGACUGGUUGAGCCUCUGGUUGCCACAGUGACCAUCCUGGAUGAUGACCAUGCCGGCAUUUUCACCUUCGGCGAGCGGCUGCUGCGCGUGAGUGAGAGCGUGGGCACCAUGGAGGUGACGGUGGUGCGGAACUCGGGCGCCCGGGGCACGGUCAUCCUUCCCUACCACACAGAAGCAGGCAGUGCCAAGGGGGACGGUGUGGACUACGAGGACGUGAGAGGAGAACUAGAGUUUGUCAACGAUCAAACCACUCAGACAAUUCAAGUGCGCAUCACUGAUGAUGAGGAAUAUGAAAAGCAUGAGAAUUUCUUUAUUGUGCUGGAUGAACCACGCUGGCUGAAGAGGGGCAUCUCAGCUUUGCUACUCAACCAAGAGGAUCCAGAGGGGCAGAUGAGUGCGGAGGAAGAGGAAGCCAGGCGCAUAGCUGAGAUGGGGAAGCCCAUCUUGGGGGAACACAGUCGGUUGGAGGUGGUCAUAGAAGAGUCCUAUGAGUUCAAGAGCACUGUGGACAAACUCAUUAAGAAGACCAACCUGGCCCUAGUGAUUGGCACACACUCUUGGAGGGAGCAAUUUAUUGAGGCAGUGACCGUCAGCGCAGGUGAUGGAGAUGAGGAGGAUGAUGAAGGUCGUGAAGAGCGCCUGCCCUCCUGUUCCGACUAUGUCAUGCACUUCUUGACUGUGUUCUGGAAGGUUCUCUUUGCCUGUGUGCCGCCAACUGAGUACUGGAAUGGUUGGGCCUGCUUCGUUGUCUCCAUCAGUGUUAUUGGCUUCCUUACUGCCAUCAUCGGGGACUUGGCCUCCCACUUCGGCUGCACUGUGGGCCUGCGGGACACCGUCACUGCCGUGGUGUUUGUGGCCUUGGGCACCUCAUUACCAGACACAUUUGCCAGUAAGGUGGCAGCCACACAGGAUCAGUAUGCUGAUGCAUCUGUGGGCAAUGUGACGGGCAGCAAUGCUGUGAACGUGUUCCUGGGUAUCGGCGUGGCAUGGUCAGUGGCAGCUGUCUACUGGAAUGUGAAGGGGCAGCAAUUCAAGGUGGAUCCAGGCUCCCUGGCCUUCUCCGUCACGCUCUUUACCAUCUUCGCUUUCAUUGCCAUGGGCGUGCUGCUGUUCCGCCGCCGGCCCUCCAUCGGGGGCGAGCUCGGGGGGGCGCGGGUCCCUCGCAUGCUCACCUGCCUCCUCUUCCUGUCUCUCUGGCUCCUCUACAUCCUCUUCUCCAGCCUGGAGGCCUACUGCCACAUCCAGGGCUUCUAACAUGGGAGGAGGGGCAGGAAGGGCCACAGCAUGCGGUUCAAACCCAAACAGGCAUCCACAUCCACAUCUCCACACUUCUAUAGCACUCCAUAACCACGCACACACACACACACACACACACACACACACACACACACAUGCGCGCGCGCGCACACACACACACACACACACACAGGCUUAUCACUGGGCCCAGUAUCCUGUUCCUUGUUAAGACAUGACACCAUUGAUUGAAGGACACCAUUACAGACGUGCAGAUCUACACCAACAUACAUGCAAACGUGCAAAGGCCUUCAGGAAGCUUUUCAAACAGGAAACUACACCUUCAACAAGCUUCGCUGGCUAUGCCAGGAAGAAUUCAGACUUUAAAUCAAUCCGUCCCAUUAGUUUAUGACACCCAAGCCUGCACCAGUCAACAAAGGUCACAGAAGGAGAGAAGUAAGACAAUGGAAGUAAGACAGAACGGAAUGCAGAAAGACGAGAGUAAGAAAAACAGCUGUUGACAGAAUACAGAAUGUAGUGCCAGUAAGGAGGGUAUGGACAGUGGGGGAAUCAUGUAGGUAGGGAAAGAAAGGUCAGAAUGGAUAGAGGAACUACUUUGAGCACGGCAACCUGCUCAUCCUGCCUUGAAUUUCAACUGUCUUGCUCAUGACCUGUGGGUACAAAACUAUAGGUCUCUGUGCAGUACAUGUGGAAGAUGAUGUUCUCCAGUGGGAUUUGUAAGAGGAAGCAAACGAAGAAGCUCCCUUCAAGUAAAUGUGUGUAGGAUGGUGCAAGUGGGGCAUCCUUCAACUUUAUGGAAACGGUUCAUCACCCAGUUACAGCAGGGAGGAAGGAGCCAAGGUGUCAUAUUUAGUAACAACUGGAUGGCCUAAGGGAGAAAAAAGAGAAAAGACUAUAAUCACAGAUAAAGAUAUUCAAGACAGAAGGAUGAAAUCAUGGUGUGGCUAGAGCUUGGCCUAAGCAGUUUGUCCAUGUAAAUACAUAUCUCCAGAUCAUUUAUCUUCACUGAUGGAUGAACUGAUAAGCCAGUCAUAGUUGGUUCAGGACAGGGAAGCAUUGUAUGUCUCCAGAAAUAAGAGAAAUGGAGUUUGGACCAUAUUGUCCCUUGGCAUUGCUGGGUCAUCUCCACGAGAAUGAAACAAGCUGUUAUGAAACUAUUCACAUACAUUUUCUAAAAGUUCCUCUGUUCUAACCAUGUUUCAGUUUCAGUAUUAACUUAUUUAUUUAUGUAUUUUUUUAUUUUAAUAUAACUACAAAAAUAUUUAUUUGUUAAGUUGGUAACUAGUCAUUAGGCUGUGUUGAGAUCCAGCUGAGAUUUUGGGUUGCUUCCCCCGCGGACGAGAAGGCUGCUUUGGUUCUCACACUGAGUGGCCCCUGCUGCCAAUCACCCAGCACAUCCCACACUUCCUGGUAACAGCAGAAAUGGCAAAGCCCCAUGAGGCAUAGUUUCCCAUUCCACACCACGGACCUCUGCGAUCACCAGGGUGGAGAUUUGACUAUCUUGCUGGCACAUUGGGGAUUGUAAAUAAAGCUUUUAUAUUUUACUGACUUGGUUUCCCAUCUGAGUGACUGCAACCCCACCCCCUAACCCCCCUGGACUUCUGCUCCAUCAAACCCUUUCAUCAUUUCACUCAACUCAUCACUGUUUCUGUUGUGUUGAUGUUGUUUUUUAUCUUAUCUUUAGCCACUUUAAACACUGUGUGAUGCAUACAGCCACAUCAUACCAUUAUCUUAAUUUUUCUUUUCAGAAGUAAAGCUAGCUUUUUUAUUUUUCAGUAUGGACAACACUUCUUCAAAUUGUCUCCAGGCAGAGAAGAGAGAGCCCAAUAGGUCCUGCUGUGAAAUUUAGUGGCAUUGUCCUCUUCACAGACCAAUGAGUAAUGUUGGAUCUGCAUUUGUGCUGAGUUUUACAUGUUGUUUGCCUGUCAAGUGAUAAUUGUUUAUGUUUGUAGAAACCUGUGGAUUUGUGACAUGUGUCUGUGGAACAGCCCCUACAUGGCAUGGGCUGAUGCUUAAUUGUGACGUGGGUGGAAAUGCAUGAUAUACAGUGGCAGCAAUGUAAUGGCAUGGUUUACCUAUAAAAGCAUGCAUUGGUGGUGAUACAAGAAGAGACAGUGUUCAUAUUUAUUAAAAGGAAGUAGUUUGAGGAUCAAAGUGUCUCCAAUUAACUAACUCUCCUGAAUUCUUCAGCCAAUAUGGUACUGAUUCAUAUGGUAUAUACCUACUGUACUUAUGUUGGUAUUGAUAUGUUUCAAUUUUCAAUUCAAUUUGUUGUAGAUCAAACAAUUGGCUUACCAUUCCAUCCCAAAUCUAGUUUGACUGGUCUGCCAUAAACAAUUUGUCUAGACUAUACUGUCUAGACUGAAAGCUCUGCAGUAAUUAUGCAGGUUUCACACCUUUUCCCCUGACGUGCUCUGAGUGGAAUACAAGCUCCUGGGUGUGUAAGGUUAUGGCAUUAGCCACUUAUUGCUGGCCAUGCCUGUAGAUGAGGAGUAAGUUGGUUUUUUUUUUUUGCAGGGAACAAACGUGGACUCAUUCUAUUCUACAUUGCUCAUUUGAAAUGGAUAGGCCUUGUUCAUAACUACUAAAAACAUUCACAUUGCUUCUAAUUCACUCAAAGAGACUGUUAAGUAGUGUUGUGUAAUAUACAAUAUACCUUUUUUCCAAACUUACCCAGAUACUGCCUUAAGAAGAUUCAAAUAAUUUAUUUUAAGGUAAAUUAUAUGUUGGCCGUCUUGCGUCAUAGAGUUUUUUUUUUUGUAUGUUUUUUUGUUUGCUGUUUAGUAGUUUUAUGUUUUGAGAAUACUAGACACCAAAAUGAUUGAGAGCUAAUGUGCAAUAUGAUUUCCCUGCUAAAGAAUAGCAGACAAAGCAGAACACUAGUUACUGACCCUUUUAACGCUGUAUUAAGGGGUGUUCAUUAUGGGCUGUCGGAAAUACAUGAUUCCUAAAUCCUUUUUGUACUUCAGAGAUAGAGAUUCAGCAAGUGUCACUUGAAUGACUUCAUGAACUGAACAAAUUAGUCCAGUUUUCACUCUGUAAUUCCAUUUGGUUGAUUAACCUAGUAGUCAUGUACAUUUCAAAUCAGGCAUAUUUUGGUGGCAUCAUGGUGAAGAAUCUAUGGUUAAUUCUCAGUAUUGAAACAAAAUGUUUAAUAGGAUAUUACUAGAUAUUCUUAGUGCUAUAUGAUAUCUGAAAUAAACUGUUGCUGUAACUGUUGACAAGGCACUAAAGAUGUUGCCUCAUGAAGGGCAUGACGUGUAUGGUAUGGAAUGAGUUAAGUGCCCUUUAGAGGUUGUGCAAGACUCCUCUCUAUGGUCAGGAAACAUAACCGUUUAUGGCAUGUGCGGCCAUACCACUUGAAAUCAUUUAGGAGUGAGAGAUGUGAACUUUGUCUGUUAUUUAUAGAAAUAUUUGUACACUGUUUCAGCUUCAGUGAAUUCUUUAAGAGACAUUACAUUUCUGAGACAUGCUUGACCAACAUAUGACACAUGCAGAUAGUACAGAGGUCACAAGCACCACCACAGUGGAACCAGCUUCUUAUAUGGCUUAUUUUCAUUUAUUUGUCCACUAGCAAACUUGAUAAAAUGUGUUUUUUUUUUAUUUUUAUUUGUAACAGGUUGUAGCUUCACAACAGGCUGUUACCCUCAGAGAUUUUCAUUGGUGCACAUAUUUUUGAUAGUUUUCCACUGGAAACCUCAAAGUAAUUCACAACAAAAAUGAUAUAUAGUUAAUGGUAACUACAGCCUAAUUUGUAUUGUCAUUUACACAGUAUCCGACUUAGUCGGUUCAAUUUGUAGCCUUUUAUUCAUUGCUUAACUGUUAUCUUUGAUAAACUCAAACAAUUUCACAAUUAAUUCUUUCUUGCUGUCUUUUUGUCUAACAAUGAAAAUCAAUACACUAUUUCAACGAUUUCAGUCAGCUUAAAGUACAUCUCUGACAUGAGGAAUGUAUUGAAAAGAGUACAUUCUCUGAGAAGUUGCCAAUCAAUGUCCACUUAGUCUUCUUUACUUCCUGUUAAGCCAAGAAUACUGGCAUUGACAAGUGCACGAAACAUUGCCAUCUACUUAGUUUAUGUGUUUUCAGGUUGCUGGAGUGUGGAGUGUGGAAUGUGGAUGUGGAGUACUCCAGAGUAGAAGUGGAACAACAACCUUUUGUUCACCACUGCUUGUGUAGCAUCAGUGUUCGUGAGACUACUUUCCACUGUUUGUACAUGUAAUGUGCAUGAACUCUCUGUUGAUUUGUGCGCAUGACCUGUUGCUAUGUCUAGGUUUACAAUCCAAAAUCUGGUCUUUCCUUCAGAUUGAUGGCUCCUCUCGUUCAGGGUGUGUCCUGUGAAACCACUGGAUAUUGUCAGUGGUCUGAUAGCUGAUGGGCCAGUUUAUUGUUGUUCAAAUAAAUGUCUGUAGUUAAUUUAACAACUACUGCACUUUUACAAAAGCUGGUUAAGUGACUUGUCAACCAUUUAUUUGUAGACUGAAAUAUGAGGUUGUCUAUGUCUGUCUUUGUGUUGGGGUGCCCUGCCUCUUGUAUUGCUCACCUGUGGAAUUUCUGUGAAACUUAUGUGGUUAUUUCUCUCUGCCUGAAUGUUCUAAUGAUGACUGAAUAAGACAAAAUGUAAAAAUAUAAAAUAUAUCAUAUAAAUAUAUACAGAAAAUUCAAAAUUUUUCAAAUGAAACAGAAUUGCUGAAAUAGAGGAUGAUUAUUGUUUUUGCAAACAUGGCAUGAUGUGUAUUGUGUCUAAGAACUCCAGUUGAUCUUAAUGAAUAUAGUUAAUUUAUUUUCAA
Messenger RNA from Alosa alosa (allis shad), 8148 nucleotides. RefSeq names its product solute carrier family 8 member 2b (gene slc8a2b). The record is from RefSeq and is a predicted model, not a curated record. NCBI's taxonomy places the organism in Eukaryota, Metazoa, Chordata, Actinopteri, Clupeiformes, Clupeidae. The transcript is spliced from 14 exons. Gene Ontology annotation, molecular function: calcium:sodium antiporter activity. Gene Ontology annotation, biological process: cell communication; sodium ion transmembrane transport; calcium ion import across plasma membrane. Gene Ontology annotation, cellular component: postsynapse; sarcolemma; axon. Bases 461 to 3361 code for a protein of 966 amino acids.